AUGUGUGGCUGUAUGCAUAGUACCCAGGACCAAGAUCUCCACUUGGAAGGGGAGCCCCAUCCUCCUGCAGCCCCAACAUCUACUUUAGCAUCUAGGAAAAUGCCCAAAAGCGUUUCCAUAUCCAAACAACUGGCUUCAAUAAAAGCUCUGGGGAAGGGCUCAGAUCUGGAAAAAGCUGUUUCCACCUUAGCUCUGAUAUUCAGAAAUUCUUCGGACCCUGAUGGUAAACUUGAAAAAACAACUGCCAAAAAUCUGCUACAAACCCAAUUUAGGAAUUUCACAGAGGGACAAGAAAACAAACCAAAAUACAAAGACCUUCUUUCUGAACUCGACGAGCACACAGAAAAUAAGCUGGAUUUUGAGGAUUUCAUGAUAUUGAUCUUAAGCAUCACUAUAAUGUCAGAUUUGCUACAAAACAUAUGGAGUGUUAAAAUUAUGAAAUAAACAGCCUUAAAUAUGUAGUUAGAUAAAAUAAUGGCAAAAGGAAGUACAAAGUGAUUUUUUUUCGUUGAUUUUUAAUUAAUCAAAGAUACUUUUCGUGUAUGUGGGACUGCCUGGGACGAAUCUUAUUGCUACUGUUCACACCCAAUGUAACUCAAACUCUUAUGCAUACUUUUCAAGAAUGUUUGAAUAAUGUAUUGUCUUCACAAUGUGAUAGAUUUGAAACCACUGAAUAUCAGUCUGCUUUUGCUGAGUCAAUAGUGCCUUAAAGCACCUUCCUUACGGUAACUGAGUUACUCAUUCAUUCAUUCAUUCAAAGACGCUAGCUGAACUUUAUUUGACACUACUACUGAGAAGACAGUGAUAAACCAAAGGAAUCCUUGGCCUCAGACAAGACUGCAAAAUUCUAGCUGAACACAGAUGAACACUGAGCAACUAGCCAAUCAAUUGCAUCGAGAUUUUAACUACAGUGAUGACAAGGCUACAGAAUACUAAAAAAGGUUAUCAGCAAACCUGGAU
Messenger RNA from Condylura cristata (star-nosed mole), 960 nucleotides. RefSeq names its product sentan, cilia apical structure protein (gene SNTN). NCBI's taxonomy places the organism in Eukaryota, Metazoa, Chordata, Mammalia, Eulipotyphla, Talpidae. The transcript has 4 exons. Gene Ontology annotation, molecular function: protein binding; transition metal ion binding. The record is from RefSeq and is a predicted model, not a curated record. Bases 1 to 444 code for a protein of 147 amino acids.